Messenger RNA from Myripristis murdjan (pinecone soldierfish), 4388 nucleotides. It is a transcript of the gene entrep3, whose product is annotated as family with sequence similarity 189 member B. The record is from RefSeq and is a predicted model, not a curated record. The transcript has 14 exons. NCBI's taxonomy places the organism in Eukaryota, Metazoa, Chordata, Actinopteri, Holocentriformes, Holocentridae. The coding region runs from base 79 to 2313 and encodes 744 amino acids. Gene Ontology annotation, cellular component: membrane.
CCUGCCUAGCAUAACUUUGUUUUAUGAAGCCUGAGUAAGUUCCUUAAGUAAAACCUUUCCUAGCAAAAUCCCCUGAACAUGCCUUCACCAUCAGACUCCAGCAGUGUGGCUUCGGCCUCGGGGUCCCGAGGUUGGUCAGACAGCCGUCGGGGUAUGUCGGGCCGUGGGCAGGGUGGUGCGCGGCUGCUGUUGUACCUGGGGCUGUGCCACCUGGGCCUGGGUGCCAUGGUCCUGGCCUUCUCCUUCACCAGCAUGGCCUUUACCUCCUCUGCCCGCGUGCGUCAGUCUUGCCCAGUCUGGGCUGGAUUCUUUGUAGUGGCAUCAGGGAUAGUUGGGAUCAUCUCAUGGAGGAAGCCUCUGACUCUGAUGGUAUCACUGUUCAUGCUGCUGUCUGCAGUGUGUGUGAUCCUCAGUCUGGCUGGCUCAAUGCUCUCCUGUCAAAAUGCACAGAUGGUCAAAUCAAUGCUCACCUGCCAGGUGGAGAACGGUCUCUGUGUGUGUUGCACACCCACUCACUCCUGCUCCAUCACAGAGGAGGAGACCCUGGUGCUCUACCUGAAUGCUGACUGCCACUCGGUCAGACAUCAGCUGAAGGACCUGCUGUUCAGCGCAUGUGGUCUCAGUAUCCUCUCCACCAUCAUCUGCACCCUGUCCACUGUGACCUGCAGUAUCCAUAUAUUCUCCUUGGACCUUGUGCACCUGCUGGCCCCUCAUCGCUCUCGUUCCGUCAACCCAGAAUGCACCACUCCCCAGGAUGCCUUCCUGACCAACAUCAUGGACUUCGAGGAGUUUGUUCCACCCAUCCCUCCUCCCCCGUAUUACCCUCCCGAGUACACCUGCAGCUCUGAGACAGAUGCCCAGAGCAUCACGUAUAAUGGCUCUAUGGAGAGUCCUGUUCCUCUCUACCCCACUGACUGCCCUCCUCCUUAUGAAGCUGUGAUGGGACAGAGAGCCGCCAGCCAGGCAACGGUGUUUGACACCCACGGCACUGAGCUGUCUGGAGAGAGAGCAACUUCUACUGCCUUCAGUGGAGAAGUGUCCAUGGACAGUGGAUCUCUGCUCAUGUCAGAGAUUGUGGACAUCCCUGAUGAUUCCUCCCCUUCUGAGGAUUCGUGUCUGAUGGAGGUUGGGGUGAGGACCCAGGGGGAGAGGGGACACAGCAUCGCUGCUGAGAGGGGAGAUGGGGGAGACACAGGGGAGUACAUCAGCUUUCGUGGACCUCCGUCCCAGACACCAGAGAGUCCUCUGGCAAGCGGACCCAGAGCCAGACGCUUCUUCAGAGGAGAGAGGUCAAACUCCUGCUCUUCACCCAGUACAGCUACCACCACAUACAGGUCUCCGGUAUUGCGUCGCCAGGCCAUGCUAACUAGUAGCUGUUCCCAGCUGGAGAUGAUAGGUGCUGCUGCCUCUCGACAGCACUCCUCCAUCCCAGAGAUUCGGGUUCGCCCCUCCACCCCGUCACGACAGGGACCCGCCUCGGCCUCCUCCGCCUCCUCAGCUGCCAAUGAGCAGGGCGGUCAGGGUAACGGGCUGCCCCUCCCCCGCCAACCCCUGUACCUACGCCGAAGGAUUGGGAAGAGUGAGAAAGACGGAGGUGGCGCAAACAGGGAGACUGAUGGGCUCUUGCGCCUUGUGAGGUCACACAGUGAGCCAGGCCUGGGCUCCGCUGGUGACUUUAUCGGCUCAGUGGGCAGUAAGGAUGGCUCUCAAACAUCCACAGAGACAGGACCGUCCUCUGAAGCAUGUCUGUUGCCCCGCACACCUCUGCCUCCCGCUGCAGCUUUGCCCAGGAAAGGCAGCAUGAAGGCAGCAGCCACAGGGACACAGUUGCCCUCGAAACCUCCCCCAACCUCGCCGCUGCGUUUACCUAAAGACUGCCACCGUUCCCUGGGUGACCUUAAGGUGACCCGAGUUCUGGUCGCUCGCUUCCUGCAGCGCUCUAAACGCAACCUAGCGCCCUCUUCCGAGCAUGUGCAGGGGAGUACAGGGCAGGGGCCUAAAAGGAGGGGUGGAGCUGAGCCCAACGCCACCAACCACCUGCCUUUGGAGCAGGUGUUGCGUAACACCUGGGGCACCAGCCGAGGACACCCCAACUCUCAUCCCCAUCACCCUCAUCACCGUGGACACCACCAUUCCCAUAGCGACAGCCGGCACAACCGACGUCAUAGCAACCGGGCCCCGGCAUCAGAGGGGAUCCACCUGCGUAGCUGUGGAGAUUUAAGCUCCUCCUCCUCUGCAUCACUACGGCGAUUAGUGACACCCCAUCUACCACAUGGAUCGUCAGGGGCUCUCUACUCAGAGUCGGCACUGUGAGGACAAGAGGAGGGGAAAUGAAGGAUUGAGAAAAUAUAGGGGGGAUACAAAAUAAGUGGUAGUAUUAAGGGAGAUGGGGAUCGGAGGAAAAGAAGCAAGUUUAUGAUAGAAUGAGCAGUACGGAGAGGCCCAGGCAGGAUUCAGGUGGGACAUUUGUGACACAUUAGAUGGAGACAACUAAACUUUGAAAGUCUUCCCCCUCCGUUUGUCAUCACCCUAUCCUGAAACCAACUGUGCAAAUGGCCUUAUUCAGUGGUGCUCUUUCCUGCACUGAACGUCACCCCAGCGCUCACUCCCACUAGAGGCAGUGGGAGGAAGUAGCUGCAAGAUGCCCGUUACUGGUCAGUUUGGCUCAUUUCCUAACAGAACUGGAGGUGAUCACACACACAGAGAUCCGUGAUUGCCCCAAUGCAACCUACAAGGAGCGUCCUCUCAUUUCCUCUCAUCGUCUCUAUGCUCAUCUGGAAACAACCAGAUCACAUUCCCCUCAAGACUUGAGAUAGGACUCUACAAGCAACACACACUGUACCACAUACUCAUGGAUUGCAAUAUGCUUCUGGCUCCUUUUGUACAUUGUUUGCUACUUAUCCAGAGAAUUGCUCAGGUUAAGUGAUCAUUGAAACCCCUUAUUUUGUCUUCCAUUGGUAAAAAUGGCAUUCUACUACCCUAUCCACACAUUAGCCAAGUACAUUAUGUAAGAAAUACAGAGAUAAGAGUGUACACGCACAGAAAUGCUCCUACACAGAAAGCUCUUUAGUUUCACAAUCACGUUAAGUUUUUACUGAGUUGCUAGUUUUCUCUUUUUCUUAUGUACAAUUCAAAUGACCACUCUCUCCAUCCUGGUCCACCUCCACACCGGCCUUCACAGAGAGGCAGCCAGCAUUUCGAACACUGACACACUGACGUAUUCACAUACAUGGGUCUGUCACAUUUACAGACACGUGCGCAGCCUUUAACAUGUCUUGUCUUCGGGAAAGCCCCAGGACACGGUGGUUUGAUUUGAAUAUGUGCAUGUUUUGCUACAGGCUCCCAAGUACAGCAGGAACCUUGUGCAUUAGAUCCUGACCUACUGUGUAACUAACUAACUUGUCCUCAGAAUGUCUUUAUCUGCAUGUUUUGACAGUGCUUCUCCCUUUUUCCCUCUUGCACCCAAGACCUUUGAUAAUUGCCCUUUUGAAAAUGAUUUGUGUUAUUAGCCAGUUGAAAGGGAAGAUCCGAGUCAUAGAUAUAUGCAGUGUUUCUGCGCUGUCCUCUGGAUGGCUACAGACAUGCUACUGUGUGGUAAUUUGAUUGGGCUUGAAGUCGCGUAAGCACUAUCCAGGUGUAUCUAUGACUCAGGUGGAGGCAACCCUAUCUUGUAUAAAGAAGUGUAAAUUGCAGCAUGACUCUGGUGGGAGUGAAGAGUCUUUUGCAAUAAAUGUACAGAUGUAUUUGUUUAGAUGUUGGGCAUCAGGCAAUGUGUCGGCACAGUCCCUUUGGAUUUUAGAGGAAUGGAGAUGAGGGUUAAAGGAAAAAUAAUAAUAACCUUGGAUUGCUGGCACUCCAGUGACAAUGAGCAUCUGAUGGGUCUGGCAGGUCUGGAUACUGGAUGUUUGGAGUGUCUCAGAUUGGACUUAAAAGUUUCUUUGUUUUUUCGAGCGGAGGAAAGAUUUUUUGGUGUACUCACUAAGUGAUGACAUUGGGUCCAUAUCAGUAAAGGCACAUUUUGAAUACACUCAUAUGUAUGUAACUGAUUUUAAAGUUUUACACGCAUAUACACUUAGUCUACACACAAACACAGGCACACACACACAUAUACACACACACACACACACACACACAUGCACAUACACUCUCUUAUUAAGGCACUGAGCUGUGUUUCUACCUCCUGUCUUGCAUAUGAAAAUAUUAUUUAUUUGAAGAAAUGUAUAUCUGUAUGGCAGGCUUAAGAGGAUAGAGCCUUGAUACCUGAAUAAUAAAUGUAUCUACAUAUGACACCUAUUCCAAAUUUUAAAUGCAGUGUCAAUGGCAAAACUUUUAAUGCAAGUUAUGUAUUUCAACCUGUGAAAUAAAUUAUAGACAACAAAAAACGUCAA